UUUAUAAUUGUUUGGAUCACGGUGGGACAGUUAGAGGGUGGGGAGGGAGGGAUUAUCAUUCUUGGCACUCCUAAAAUUUCUUGACAGCCGACACUAGUAGAAAAAAAGUGUUCUUUCCCCUCUCAUGGAUCUCAAGAAAUUCUGGCUGCCAGUAUUCAUUGGAAUUCUCAUCUUCUCGCCCUGCGAUGCAGCGAAUUCGCGGAAUUCGAGCGCCAAAAACUGGAGCAAAUCCCUGGACGCCACAUUUCCAGAGCAGCUCCGGCGAGGAUUGAGAUCAUGCGCCACAGUCGCCAGCCCGGGCGAGGGCGGCGUGUGCAAAAUCCUCGCGGCCAUGGACGAGCAGCUCAAAAUCCUGGCCGCGCCCAAGAAUCGCGAUCCUCCUCCAAGGAAUUCUUGCAAAUUCAAGAGUGACAAUGGAGCAUCGCUUCAUAGGUACGCGACGGAUCGAUCGCCGGCGCUCCAGGCGCUGCUCGAUCGCUACUCGGCCAUGCACAGCGCCUGCGUCGCGCGCGACCACGACAAUCUCCACCACAUCAUCGCCAAGAACACCGCCAAGAUCACGAAUCCCAGCCAGUGCCGCUACAUCGUGUGGAGCUGUACCUUCGGCCUGGGCAACAAGCUCAUGUCCCUCGUCUCCACAUUCCUCUACGCCAUCCUCUCCCAGCGCGUCCUCCUCCUCGAAGAAUCUCCCUCCUGGGAUCGCCUCUUCUGCGAGCCCUUCAUCGAUUCACACUGGAAGCUCCCGCGCGGCCUCUCCCUCAAGGACGAUCAAUCCAUCUCUUUCCCGGAUUUCUAUGCGCGCUGCCGCGGCCGCCUCGCUCGAUCCGACGCGUGCCGCUCCCAGCCCGUCCUCCCGAUCGUCUUCUCCGCCAACACCAAGCCGGAAGAACACCGAUUCCUCGUCUGCCCGUCUGCCAUGGCAUCGGUCAGGAACAUCCCAGUCUUGAAUUUCAGGAACAGCAACCAGUACUUCGCGGCGGGAUUCUUCCUCAAUCCAUCCCUGCGCCCAAUCCUCGAGGCGAUCUUCCCGGAGCGCCGUGUCUUCCACAAUCUAGCCGGCUUCCUGCUCAACCCUAGCGACGAGGUCUGGGGAUCCAUCCAGUCGCUCCACAGCAUGAAAUUCCGAGGCGCAUCGAGAAGAAUCGCGGUCCAGCUCCGCGAAUCCAAGGGCGACUACCGCGACUACUACGACGCAUCGGUGCCGCGCUGCAUUCGAUCCAAAUCCGGCCUCUGCCCGAUCGAGAUCGACGAGUUCCUGGAAUCCAAGAACAAAUCCAUCGCCAGCGACGAUUACAUCGCGGUCUACGUCGCGUCCCUGGUGGGCGAGCACGCCGCCAAGCUCAACGCGAGCCUGCGCGACGUGGAGUCCCAGACGGGGCAGAGAUUCGAGCUCGUGACGCUGGGUGCUGACGAGGAGCAGCGCGAUGACGUGGACCACCAGCAGAGGGCCCUCGUGGACAUUUGGUCCCUGAGCCUUGCUGACGUGUUGCUGACGAGUCACAUGUCCACGUUUGGCUAUACGGCCCAGGGACUGGCGGGAUUAACUCCGUACUUCCUCAAGCCUUGGCGGGAUGAUCCUUGCUGGCCCAGCGUUUCCAGUGAUCCUUGCUUCCACUUUGCGCCAUCGAAGAAGCUAUCGUGCCGAGAGGAUGGAUUUAGCUUGAGUGGGAGAGAGAGUGGUGGCGCCGCCAUGGCUUGCCCGGAUCUCCCAGAUACUGGGAUGCAAUUGUUAGAGCCGCCGUGAGUGAAUCGAGAAAGAAGAACUUCAAUCCAGGCAAGAACAAAGCAAGAAUCGAUCGAGCAGGAUAAACAAUGUGGAAUUUCAAUGAGUUUUGCGUAAUCGAUCAGGCCAAAACAUGAAUUACAAUGCUAGAAGCCUAAAGUUUAGAAGAGGGGAUGGAUGAUCCGGGAUGGGCGGUCAUGGCGACCAUCUUUGCAUUGCAAUUAGCGGCCACAACGCUAGCAAGAAAUCCGCGAUGGCUCCUAUCGAUGGUGCGAAUUAAACCCAAGAAAUGCAAGGAAUGUUUGGGAACUGGCUACAAUCUCUGCCUAAUGUGCAAGGCCCGCGGCAAACAAGGCAGGCUCGCGCAAAAUUCCAAUUGCAAAUCUCUCAAGCGUUGAUUUUCAGGUGGGCUCUUCACUGGAUCGCCGCUGGAGAAGUGCUCGCUAUGCCAAGGCCGGGGAAAGAUCAGCUGCGUACGCUGCGCGGGCACUGGAAUCGCGAAUCGCCUCUUCUUCCGCCUCAAGAAAUCCUCCCGAUAAAAGGUCUUCAAAUUCUGUUUUUUAGGGUUCUUUAUUUGUGAGGGAGAGGGUCGUUUUUUAGGGUUCUUCAUUUGUUUCAACUAGACGAAUGUACAAAACAUAUAACAAAGCUCACGCCCGUUUCCUCGCUU
Molecule: messenger RNA, 2393 nt
Organism: Selaginella moellendorffii
Lineage: Eukaryota; Viridiplantae; Streptophyta; Lycopodiopsida; Selaginellales; Selaginellaceae
Product: probable fucosyltransferase 8
Exons: 3
Coding region: 125-1744 (539 amino acids)
Biological process (GO): xyloglucan biosynthetic process; cell wall biogenesis
Cellular component (GO): Golgi apparatus; membrane
Molecular function (GO): galactoside 2-alpha-L-fucosyltransferase activity
Source: RefSeq, a predicted model, not a curated record